Amphibalanus amphitrite is the source of this 1569-nucleotide messenger RNA. Its product is annotated as G-box-binding factor-like. The transcript has 7 exons. The coding region runs from base 106 to 879 and encodes 257 amino acids. NCBI's taxonomy places the organism in Eukaryota, Metazoa, Arthropoda, Thecostraca, Balanomorpha, Balanidae. The record is from RefSeq and is a predicted model, not a curated record.
GUCACGGCGUCAGUCGUGCGCGAGUUGUCUCGGAGGUGGGUGUGUGUGGCUGGUGCGCGCGCUUCUGACUGCGCACUGCGCGUUCAUAAAUACCCACGGAGCAAUAUGCACGCAGCAGCCACCACAAAGAGGCCGCCACGAGUGGUGACCAGGAGCAAAUCAGGAGCGGGCGCUGCCUCUAAAGGUGUGCCACAUUCCGGUCAGAAGCGAGACAGUCGACAGAAGUCAUCCUCCGAGUCGUCAACUCCUUCAUCUCCCGAAAUCAGCUCCGGUCGUGCGAUGUACCCCCCAUCACCACACCACCACCAGUAUCACCAGUACCAGUAUCAGCACCAAUAUCAGCACCAGCAGCACCAGCACCACGGGCAGCAUCCCCAGCAGCACCACCAGCAGGGUCGGAGACACCACCAGCGGGCCAGGAACGAGCACCAGCAUCAUCAGCAACAGCAGCACCAGCAGCAGCAGCUGUCGCCUCAGCAUAUGGAGACGGUGCGGUUUCUAAACCAAACAUGGAGAACAGUGCAGGAGGAAUGCGAGAGCUCUGGGUCAGGAGGUGGUGCUGAUAUGGAGACCGGCUCAGAGGAGGUGGCUGGGUCGGCCGCUCCUCCCGAGUGCCCAUGUGGGGCACUGGUAUGUACAGGUAAUCAUCGUCAGAUGAUCCAGCUGCCGGGUGACUACAGGUCUCUCCAGGUGAGAAGAGGCGAAGGUGCCGCCUGUUGCGGCGAUACGUCCCGGCACUAUCCGUCCUCACCAGAUGUCUCCUCACUGUACUAUCAGGAACCGGCGAAACACCCGGCGUUACAAGAUUUCAAGCCGUUCGAUCUGGAGUUAUUCUGGGGGCGGCAGCUGCACUGUCGGCUCACCAAAGGCAACAGCUGAACAUCUCAUCGGCACCCGUCACCGCAGUGUGAUGACGUCACCGGAGUCUGAUGACGUCACUGGAGUGGCACCCGUUCACGUUUUUCAUAAUAUCACGGUUGUGAGUGGUGUUACUUUUGUAGAACAAGCAUCAGUUUUAGGGGGAAGGGGUUCUGUUUCCGAAUCUGAAGAUGUUGUGUUAUGUCAGAAUCAUGACAUAACGGUCUGUCAUAAUGUGACAUCAGCGACAUGACAUCAUGAUGUCAUGGUGUCACAUUAGGGUGACUGCACCACAGCUGUGAUAUUGUCGCCAAAUCGCGAUACGUCGGUGUGCUGUGACGACGCUCGCGAGCCGCCGCCGCAGCCUUGGUUUUUGCAAUUGUUUCAUUCCGGUUUGUUGUUUGUGCGUGUUUUGCACGUUGACGCAGCAGUUUUAGUACCAAGUGAGUGCUUGACUGUUGUUUUUACUUGAAUCUAGAAGAGGCUAGCUGGAUAGAUGCUAGCAAGACGGCGAUUAGAUAGAUCUUGCGCUAUCUCUCACUUGAAGGCGCCGCUAAGUAAUUGCGGUGCCGUUGCCAUGGCAGCCUGCAUUUUCCAUUUAGACAAGCACAAUGCGAUAGACAAGAAAGCUUUAUCGAUGGCUGUCGUUGAGUUUUGCCGUGUUUGGCACAAAAUAUGACGGAUGAAGGUACAAUACAUUCAACACAUCUG